UCUUCUCCGGAAACCUAAGACUUUAUAAAAAGCGAGUGUCGCGUUACUGAAUCAUCAAGCAGGCUGGCAAUCAAGACAAAACAUACGACUCGCUGAAAGGUCGUUCUGCAUUCUAUCGCAUUUAAUAGACUUCGAAUUAUUGCGGCGAUAUGGCCUGCUAGUUUACUACCGAUCACGUGAUCACUGGCGGUGAUGUGUUCAACAUUAACCACGCCGGCCUGAAAUAAACUUAAUCGCAGAUGAAAUCGAUAUCGUUCAUAAGUACAACACUAAGUUAAGAAUCACUUGAAAUUUCGUCUUGAUGUGGUCAGCUUCCAGGGUCGAUCAGCUCAAAUUCCUCCGUCCUCUGGAAUGUACAUCGUAUCAAGUCUAACUGUCAAUUAAGUUGCCUCGCUUUCGUAUAACUACACCGCGCCGACACCAGAGACACGCAGUCUACGUUUUUCAACCAAAUUCACGGGACAAAAUACGACGACUUCUUUACGCCCAAACUCUCCAAAACAACACAAGUAAUCGUAAAACAUCGUUUGAAUUCGAUUGAGUGAGUAAAGUAUAAAGAAAUUGGAAAGCCCAACCAAUUGAUUUUCCUGAAGAGCUAUCGAGCGAUGUGAUUGGUURUCUUAGCCCGCCGGCAAGUUCCAAAGAAUUCGACUAUGUAUGCAUCUCGGGAUCUCGGCUUCACUGACGAACCCGCGCCACGGACAGACGAAACACAUGACCAGAAGCUAUACCGUAGUCAUAUAGGAGAGUCUGAYAGCAAGACAUAUAAUAAUCUUCAACCAUUGCAGACAAGUCAACCUUCUUUCUCUGUCAGUCACGCGACUACAGAUWCAACAUUUAUUAAUUACGAAUUUAUGGAGCCAAGUACAACAGGCUCGCCACCAACAGGAGUUAAUUUUGUUGGUUGUCAAAGUGGCCAACAUAAUGUUCUCAAUGGUCAUGGCGUAAACCGACAUUUCUCCACAGAAGACACCAGUUGUUAUCAUCCAACAWCAUUGCAAAACUGUCCACCAAAUUCUCGGACGGAUCCCAUAGUUGGAUUGGCUCAGUUAGCCGAGAAAGCAAACUUUUCAGGCGAACUUGACGACUUUGGCGACACGCGGUCUGGCUCGGAUGCACGCAACAGUCUUCAUCGAAUACAACGCAGUUUUUCCUUCCCAAGYUCACCGAACUUAAGGAAUUCCUUGAUGGAUAGUGGACGGCCAGGGUAUGAUAGUCUUCGAGAGGGAUUUCAAGGUUCGUUUAUGGACGAUUCUAUGAAUAACAGCUUAUAUCCUGUUCCUGGCUCCACGAUGUCGGACAUAUCUGGGUCUAGACAUCACAUCAGACAGCAACAACGUCAAAGUGCCUACAUGUUCCCUGAUCAUGUAUUGGAGCGUCCACAUCCAUCACCUGGCCGAUAUAGUCAAUACAGUUAUCCUGACGAUAGGGAUUUAAGGUCGUUUGACUACUACCAAACUCUAAGCAAAGAAAAAUCGGGGGUUAUCCCUAAUGUAACUGUGUUCAACACUGAUCCACAGUCAAAGUCAACACGAUUUUAUGCCCCCGUGAAGUCRAAAUCUGAAGAAAUCUUAAAGAAAACACUUUCCACUUUUGGKAGAAUACUCUCYCCGACCGAGGGCGAAGAGGARCGAAGAGAUGGGGAAAAGUGGSCCAGCACAAAUGAUAACAAGAAAGAUAAACGAUGUUCUAGUUCGAAAGGGUCAACGAAUUGCGCGCCAGAGCAAAGUAACGAGAGACUGUGUGCUUGUAAGUGGAUGGGCUGCGAUGCUAUUUACUCUGAGCAAGACGACCUGGUUCGACACAUUGAGAAAGUCCACAUUGAUCAGCGUAAGGCUGAUGAUUUGUAUAUCUGUUAUUGGGAACAAUGCACAAGACAAACCAAGCCUUUCAACGCUCGUUAUAAGCUGGUCAUUCAUAUGAGAGURCAUUCUGGUGAAAAACCGAAUAAGUGUACGCAUCCAGGUUGUAACAAGGCCUUUUCAAGACUUGAGAACUUGAAAAUCCACAUGCGAUCUCACACUGGAGAAAAGCCGUACAUAUGUCAAUUUCCAGGCUGUCCAAAAGCAUUUUCAAACUCCUCAGAUAGAGCUAAACAUCAAAGAACACAUUUGGAUACGAAACCUUACGCGUGUCAGGUUCCUGGAUGCCCCAAAAGAUAUACGGAUCCAAGUUCCUUACGAAAGCAUUUCAAGCAACAUGCAAGUGGCAAAAUGCCUCACACCAAYGCUGGAAAUAAGAACAAGCAAAAGCUUCGAGGAUCUAAGUCAUCCAAAAGAGAGUUACUUGGAGAAGGUGUUACUAGGCCAUUAGUAGACUUGGGUGUUCCCGAAGAGUACACCAAAAGCCAUACCCCACUAGAAACACUUCACAAGAUGGACCCAAGAUUAGCAUUGAUAGAAAACAACAACUACCAAGUUAUGCAAACAGAAAUGUCAAAUUCAUGGGACAGUUCUGAGGCGACAUAUCCUUAUGGUGUMAAUCAACCUCCUGUUGCCAGGGCAACCACACCUACAAUGAUGGCUGAGCCACCGGAGCAGUAUUAUACCCAAGUWCUUAGCACUAUGGACAUUCCUACAUUUGAAGACACUUUGAAACCUCUAUCAUCAGCAGUUAUGAGAUAAUAUUAAUGAUCUAUUAAUUUACGUCAAUGUAACCUUGUAAAGUGUACAUAGACCCUCAUCAUACAAUCUUACUAAAGCGUAUUUUGUUUAUAAUAUAAUGCCAUACAGAUUAAUACUUGACUACUAGGGGCUUUAAGUGUCCAGUAAUACUAUGUUGUAGUGAGCAGAGAUAGGUAUGCACAUGUUUUGACUAGCAAUUUUAUAGAAAUUUUAAUUGUUUAGUGAUGUGCUGCCUCCAGGGUCUUAUUGUAUGAAGAGCAAAUCGUGUUAUUUACAGGAUAAAUCGUUAUCCAGCAGAUUAAAUACAUGAAAAGUGGACACCUUUAUCUUCAUACAAUAAAUUGGACCCUGUUUGUGCCAUGAAUGUUACUGGUCAUGACAUGAUCUUUCAAAUAGUUCCCAAAUCACUGAUAGGCUCAGAAAUUCACAAUAAUUGUGAGUUUUUGAGGCUUAAACAAAGUUUAAGGUAAUUAAUACCCAAAAUUAUCAGAUAGCAGGAAUCACUUAAGCCUUAGACAUUGAGUCAAGUAGCUAGGGAAAACUAUGAUUGGAUGCUACUAAUAUUAUUCUGACUUAAAAACAAAAACACUGUGAUUAUUGUACAAUAAAUGUUUUGGUUGUUAAUGCUUUGCUGAUUAAACUGUUACUGUUGAAUGAAUUAAUGAGAAUAAACAAAAAGUAUAAUUUUAUGAUUCUAAAAUAAUUUAACCCUCAAACUUAUAACAUAAGACUAACUCUAUUGAAUGGAGUACAUUACGUGUUACUUAUGGUCUAAUAAGGUGGUGGAAUAAAGACUAUAUUUGCCUUUGAUACCAUGCAUUACUAAUCCUUAUAGACACAGAUUACAACUGCGAGACGUGGAUGAUCAUGGAUUACUUUGACCACUUGUUUUACACAAGACUGAAGAUUUCAACUGGGAAUAUUUUUAACACUAUAUUUGAAUUUGUGCACAAUUUAAUCACUAACACUGAUGCAGAAUUACAAUUAACAAAUAUGGAAUAGGCUAUUAGUUUGACAUUUAAGAUAUUAUAAUCAUCAUGACAAACAGUUGCCGUGGUAUCAUAUAAAGACAUAGAAAACCAUCCAUAUCAUAUAUAAAUCAGUAAAGCUUUGUAUUCUAUUUGUUUCAUGUAAAUAAGAAGCGUAAAUAUUUACUUUUUGACCACUAAGGUUGCCAAACUUUAGCAUGAAUUACAUUACUAGUUUAUUUUCAAGGUUGCUGGUUGAAAACACUCUGACAUAUCUGUAUACUGAAUACAUAUUCGCAUUAAAAACAGACAUUGACUACAA
Messenger RNA from Exaiptasia diaphana, 3914 nucleotides. Its product is annotated as zinc finger protein GLI1. Gene Ontology annotation, biological process: regulation of transcription by RNA polymerase II. Gene Ontology annotation, cellular component: nucleus. NCBI's taxonomy places the organism in Eukaryota, Metazoa, Cnidaria, Anthozoa, Actiniaria, Aiptasiidae. The transcript is spliced from 5 exons. The record is from RefSeq and is a predicted model, not a curated record. Bases 654 to 2624 code for a protein of 656 amino acids. Gene Ontology annotation, molecular function: RNA polymerase II cis-regulatory region sequence-specific DNA binding; DNA-binding transcription factor activity, RNA polymerase II-specific.